CAGCAGAUGAUAAGAAAUCCGAUUUGCUUUCGCUUUGAAGCGGCGUAGAAUAAAAAUUGUUUAAAAAUGGCUUCUUUGUGUAGACAAAUUGUACGCGGAAAUGCUCUCAAAAGUGUAUUGUUUUCUUCAGCUCGAAGGGGAUAUGCUGACAAAAUGAUGCCUGAUCCCAUUGAACAUGCCACUGGUAUGGAGAGGAAAGAGCUGUUGGCGUUGCAGACUGGUAACGAUGAUCCGUUCAAUAUGAAGGUGCUUAAGAAAUCUGCAGGAACUCGCGAGAACCCCACACUGGUGCCUUCUUGCUUCGAUGCUCGCAUUGUGGGUUGCAUAUGCGAAGAGCACGCCACAGCUGUCACUUGGCUCUGGGUUCAUAAGGAUCACCCCCGCCGCUGCGAGUGCGGACACUGGUACAAACUGAUCGAAAAGCCGUUAAUCUAAACAAACUUCCUGCCUAGUUGUAUUAAAAGUAGUGAUUUAUAAACAUCUGCCUCACAGCAACCCGAGCAGCGCACAGCCAUUACAUUAUACUGUGGCACAAUGUUGCCACAAGCAAUAAAUUUAGGAUGCGCUAGUUCCAAGGAAUUACCAAAUCGUAACAAAUCAAUAAUUAAAUAAUUGUAAGCAAACGACUGUGUUUUAUUGUAUUUUUGUUACAGUUGGAUAUGGAUGAACUCGUUGUUCACUAUUAUGUAGUUAAAUAAACUAGUUACUGAUUAAACAGCAGUUUACUUUUUGAUGUGCAACAUCUUUCCUCUCGCUUUCCUGCAAUUUGUGGGAGUGAUUUCGUAAAAUGGGAC
This is a messenger RNA of Chilo suppressalis (striped riceborer), 794 nucleotides long. The record is from the annotation of a GenBank genome assembly. NCBI's taxonomy places the organism in Eukaryota, Metazoa, Arthropoda, Insecta, Lepidoptera, Crambidae.